AUGUUGGACACUGACCUGGACGAGACCUGGGGUCAAGCCAUGGCACCAUGCAGAGGAUUUCUGCUGCUCAUCGGAUUUUUGGGAUCCAUGUUUCUCAUGAUGAUGUUCCGAUGGGACGGGUUACCAGAAAUGAGAGCAGAGAGGAUCCAUCAGCAGCAGGAACUGAGAAAGAAGCUGCUAAGAGAAACGUGUGAUGGUGACAGAGACGCAUUUACUGAAGGCAAGCACAGUUUAGAUGACUUGAGUGACAAAGAGCUGGAGAACCUAAUUGUGGAUGACAAACACUGCAUCAUCUACUGUUACAUUCCCAAGGCAAAGCUGAAACACUACACCAAGUUCAUGUUUGUCCGGGACCCAUUCACCCGACUCAUCUCCGCCUACCGAGACAAGUUCCAGCGGCACAAUGAGUACUACUAUCUAAACUUUGCCCGGGACAUUCUGCGCCUGUACGCCAACCUGACUAAUCCACCACAGACGGUGGACAAGGCAUUUGCAUCCGGGGUGCACCCCUCAUUUUACAACUUCAUUCAGUACUUGCUGGACCUGCGGACAGAGGAGAAGCAGCCCUUUGAACCCCACUGGAGGCAGAUGUACCGCCAGUGCCAGCCCUGCCUCAUCCAGUAUGAUUUCGUUGGCCAUCAGGAGACUCUUCAACAGGACGCCGAACAGCUGCUGAAGAUGUUAAAGCUGGAGAACGACAUCAAGUUCCCUCCUUCCUAUGAAAACAUGACUUCCCCUACUUCUGUGUCGGAGUGGUUCAGCACAGUGCCUCUAGAGGACAGGCGGAAGCUGUACCAGCUCUAUGAGAAGGACUUCAGACUUUUUGGCUACAGAAGGCCUGGAGAAUUGCUUGAUGGUUGA
Perca flavescens (yellow perch) is the source of this 861-nucleotide messenger RNA. RefSeq names its product carbohydrate sulfotransferase 12-like. The coding region runs from base 1 to 861 and encodes 286 amino acids. The transcript has 5 exons. Gene Ontology annotation, biological process: carbohydrate biosynthetic process; proteoglycan biosynthetic process. The record is from RefSeq and is a predicted model, not a curated record. Gene Ontology annotation, cellular component: membrane. Gene Ontology annotation, molecular function: sulfotransferase activity. NCBI's taxonomy places the organism in Eukaryota, Metazoa, Chordata, Actinopteri, Perciformes, Percidae.